AUGGACGAACGUAUUGAAGAGAUAGAGAAGCUUCUAGUCAAGCCAAAGGAAUGGAAGUAUGCAGGAGAAGUGGAUGUGAGAAAAAGGCCAAAGAAUAGCUUACUAGAGCAGGAGGAAAUCGACUUUAAGCAAGGGCCUCCGCUUGUUCCAUUCUCAUCAAAACAGGACAGCGAAAUAGAAAGCAUUACUCUGCAGAGAAUUCGAGAGGGAACAUUUGACAACCACGAGUAUAAUGUCAAGGAGGUUGUCGAUAUUGCAGAUGAGCUUCCGGAUACGGAUGAUCUGGAAUGUAAGGACAUUCUCUCCCUCUACAAUGAAAUUGAAGGAGAUCUCAUGCAGAUUGUUGACUUUGGAAACAACGGAUUUGUUCCUGACUGCGAGAUAAGGAUUGUUCAGGGAAAAGAAAGCAGUUCCAGCACCAAAAAGAAGCUUGAUGUCAAGUCGCUAGACAGAAUUAGAAACGUCACUGUUCUGAAGAAGAGCUAG
Messenger RNA from Encephalitozoon hellem ATCC 50504, 486 nucleotides. RefSeq names its product U3 small nucleolar ribonucleoprotein component. Gene Ontology annotation, biological process: rRNA processing. The transcript has a single exon. The coding region runs from base 1 to 486 and encodes 161 amino acids. NCBI's taxonomy places the organism in Eukaryota, Fungi, Microsporidia, Unikaryonidae. Gene Ontology annotation, cellular component: sno(s)RNA-containing ribonucleoprotein complex; Mpp10 complex; small-subunit processome. The record is from RefSeq and is a predicted model, not a curated record.